This is a messenger RNA of Aspergillus nomiae NRRL 13137, 2115 nucleotides long. RefSeq lists its product as uncharacterized. Gene Ontology annotation, cellular component: cytosol. The record is from RefSeq and is a predicted model, not a curated record. Gene Ontology annotation, biological process: N-acetylneuraminate catabolic process. The transcript has 3 exons. The coding region runs from base 1 to 2115 and encodes 704 amino acids. Gene Ontology annotation, molecular function: N-acetylneuraminate lyase activity. Lineage: Eukaryota; Fungi; Ascomycota; Eurotiomycetes; Eurotiales; Aspergillaceae.
AUGGCAGACCUCCAGGGAAUCAUGGUGGCAUUGAUCACUCCUUUCACUGAUGACCAGAGUGCCAUCCACGAAGGCCGUCUCCAAAUGCUCGUCGAACGCCAAAUUCAAGCCGGUGUCCAUGGCCUUGUCCCCGGUGGGAGUACGGGGGAAUUCACGUCGCUGACUCUUGCUGAACGCAAGCAACUCACGGAGCUCGUGGUCAAGUAUACAAACAGCCGAGUGCCCGUGAUUGCUGGCACAGGAGGUCUGACGACAGCCGAGACCCUCGAGCUCUCCAUCCACGCGGCACAAACUGGCGCCUCGGCGAUCAUGGUUGUUCCGCCGUUCUAUGAAGCGGUUAACAUGAAGGAGCUGAGGAGCCUGAUCACCGAAAUCGACCAAGUCACCCACAUUCCCAUCGUAUUCUACAAUAUCCCGUCUGCAACAGGCCUGAAGCUGAGCCCAACGGAACUGGCUAGCCUCUCCACAGUGGGCGUUCGCUACUUGAAAGACACAUCUGGCGACGGACCGGCAUUGACAGAGCUGCUAUUUGGUCUCUCUGAUAAAAUCACCGUCUUCAACGGUUGGGAUACCCUGACCUUCUAUGGGCUGGCUGCGGGUGCGCGAGGCGGAAUUUGGGGCGCUGCGAACCUUAUCCCCGAGUUGGCAGUGGAGUUAUGGGAGACCGUCGCAAUUAAGGGCGACCUCAAGAAGGGCCGUGAGGUGUGGGCCAAGGUUUGGCCAAUCUGCAAGUUCCUGGAAUCGCACAACUAUGCAGCAGCCGUCAAGACGGGUCUGGAGCUGACUGGGAGCUCUACUGGUGGCGUGCGAAAGCCUUUUGUCAUGCUGGAGCCAGAGCUGCAAACGGAGUUGAAAGCUUUGAUGCAGACCGAACCUUUACCAACGAAAUCGCCCGGAUAUGUUACGCGUGUUUUUACGCCGUCUCUUCCCACUAACAAUGCCGAGAGACAAACGGUCAUUGAUGACUACGCCGAGAAGUACUCAAAAGGCUUCGAGCUGACCGAAUCGAUAUCCUCAAGACCCAAGGCUACGUUGCCAGCUUCCUCGCGCUGUGUUCUCGUUACAGGCGCAACAGGAAGUCUUGGCUCUCACAUCGUGGCUGCUAUUGCGCGGCGCAACGAUGUUGAAACGCUCAUUUUCAUGCGUGGAAUUGAGCUCAAUGCCGCGUCUAUGGCAAAGCUGGAAGUGAUUGAAACGAAUACAAGCAAACCGUCCAUAGGAUUGUCUGUGGACAAAUACCAGUCUUUACUGGGCAGAGUCACACACAUUGUCCACAGUGCGUGGCCCAUGAGUCUAACACGCCUUAUCCGCAUGUAUGAGACCCAAAUGAAAAUCCUAAGAAAUCUUAUAUCCCUUGCAGCGGAUGUUGCCAAAGAGCAGCCCCAGCUGCGCGUCGGGUUGCAAUUCGUGUCAUCCAUUGCCGUGGUUGGCAACUACUCCCUGUGGAAAGGAACUUCCUUGGUGCCUGAGCAGUUAACAACUGUCGAGUCGGUCCCUUUCACUGGCUAUGCAGAGGCGACGCUAGUCUGCAAAGCCAUCCUGUCCAAGACGUUACGCCGCUAUCCCGAUCGCUUCCAGGCCAAGGCCGUGCGGGUUGCGCAAAUCUCCGGAUCCACCCAGAGUGGCUACUGGAAUAAUUCCGAUUUUAUCCCGUUCCUCAUCAAGACAUCCCAGUCUCUUGACCAACUCCCAUACCUCAAGGGCACACUCUCUUGGUACCCUGUCCAUGGCGUCGCUCCUACACUGGGCGACUUGCUCUUGUCCGAGACGGCCGACGACGAGAUCUACCACAUCGACAAUCCGUCCUGCCAAGGCUGGCAGGAAAUGAUUGCAUCGCUCGCCAGCGCACUUGGCCUUGGAAAGGAAUGCAUUGUGCCAUUUGACCAGUGGAUUGAUCGCGUCAGACGUCUCCGCGGGUCUACUGCUAAUAAACCGGCACUGCAGCUGAUUGAUUUUUUCGAAAACUACUUUAUCCCAAUGUCGUGCGGAGAGCUCAUUUUGGAUACAACCAAGGCAAAUCAGCACUCCCAGACGCUUCGUAACCAAGGGCCAAUCACUGACGAGGUCAUUGGCAAAUACAUCAAGGCAAUGAGAACAUCGGGCUUCUUGAAUUAA